Molecule: messenger RNA, 456 nt
Organism: Drosophila montana
Lineage: Eukaryota; Metazoa; Arthropoda; Insecta; Diptera; Drosophilidae
Gene: Akh
Product: Adipokinetic hormone
Exons: 2
Coding region: 67-321 (84 amino acids)
Cellular component (GO): extracellular region
Molecular function (GO): hormone activity
Source: RefSeq, a predicted model, not a curated record
CAAGUGGAAUAUUGUUAAGGGGUAUAAAAGCAGCUGUGACUGGGUCCAAGGCACAUAGAACACAACAUGAAUCCCAAGAGUGAAGUCCUGAUUGCCGCCGUGCUCUUCUUCCUGCUGGCCUGUGUGCAAUGCCAGCUCACCUUCUCGCCGGACUGGGGCAAGCGGUCGGUGGGCGGAGCUGGAGGCGGCGGCGGUGCCGGCGGCGGCUUCUUUGAGCCGCAGCAGGGCAACUGCAAGACGUCCAACGAGAUGCUGCUGGAGAUCUUUCGAUUUGUGCAAUCGCAGGCGCAGCUCUUUCUCGACUGCAAGCACCGCGAAUAGAAGGAGGCGGAGGUGGAGGGCCCAAGGAUCAGGCGGAACACACACAGCCAGGCUCGAGGCAUGUCUUCGGGCCUGUUUACCAUAUGAUUAUAAUGUAUAUGCUAUAUAGUCCAUAUUCGAUUUAUAUGUAUAUGU